Cajanus cajan (pigeon pea) is the source of this 1536-nucleotide messenger RNA. Its product is annotated as adenylate isopentenyltransferase 5, chloroplastic. Lineage: Eukaryota; Viridiplantae; Streptophyta; Magnoliopsida; Fabales; Fabaceae. Gene Ontology annotation, cellular component: mitochondrion. Gene Ontology annotation, molecular function: tRNA dimethylallyltransferase activity. Gene Ontology annotation, biological process: tRNA modification; cytokinin biosynthetic process. The record is from RefSeq and is a predicted model, not a curated record.
AUAGCAUAGAUUCAUAAACUCGGGUCUGAAAUCCUUCUUUUCUUCCCCCGCAAUCGCAAACAUUAUACUUUGCUCCCACUUUCUUCUCAGUCCAACUUCCUUUCCUUCAAGUCCUCCUUAAUUAUUACACCAACAACUCAUAUUCUAAAAAAAAAAAUCAUCAUACCGCAACCUCCUCUUCUCUAAUUAAUUAUUUCGACUCGGAUCUCCCCGUUGUGUGUGUGCGCCAAGCUAUAGCUACUUUCCGACCGUGUUUCACUUAAUUUCGAGGUUAAGAGGUAGAAGAAGAAGAAGAAGAAGAAAAAAUGAUGAAGCUGAUGUUUUCGGUAUCAGCGUUGUGCAAGCCGGUGCCAAUGGAGCCCCUAUCCCUAUUCGGGCAGCGGAGGAAGGAGAAGGUGGUGGUGAUCAUGGGCGCAACGGGAACGGGGAAGUCAAAGCUGGCCAUUGACCUGGCCACGCAGUUCCCACCGGCGGAGAUAGUGAACUCGGACAAAAUGCAAGUGUACCAAGGUUUGGACAUAACGACGAACAAGGUAAUGAACGAAGAGUGCCGAGGGGUCCCACAUCAUCUGCUAGGCACGGUCCCUCCGAACAUGAAUUUCAGCGCCAAGGAGUUCUGCGACCACGCCAGCCUCGCCGUUGGCUCCAUCUUGGGAAGGGACGCGUUACCCAUCAUAGCGGGUGGGUCCAACUCGUUCCUGGACGCCUUGGUGAACCACCACCCAGAGUUUCGGUUGCGGUACCAGUGUUUGUUCCUCUGGGUCCACGUCUCCCUCCCCGUCCUCCACUCCUCCCUCCAAACACGUGUCGACCGCAUGAUCCACGCCGGCCAGCUCCACGAGGUUCGACACGUUUUCCAACGCAACGACCGCGACUACACGCGCGGGAUAAGAAGGGCCAUUGGCGUCCCCGAGUUUCAUCGUUUCUUUGAGGCCGAGGCUGACGGCGCCGACGAGAGGACCAAGAAGAUGCUUCUGGAGGCUGCCAUUAAUGACAUCAAAGCCAACAACUGCAACCUCGCCAACCGACAGGUCGACAAGAUUCUGCGCCUCUACGGGAUGUGGAAACGGAACAUGCACCGCCUCGACGCCACCGAGGUUUUCCUCAAGUCCUCUCGCCAGGAGGCCGACCAGGCCUGGCAGGAUCACGUCCUCUCCAAGUCCCGAAGGAUUCUCCACAACUUUCUCUACGAGGACACGCAUCUUCCCGCCGGGAUUUCCUCCGUUAUCGCCUCUUCUCCGCCGGCUAUGGCCGCCGCCACCGCCGCCGCAACUCACUAGAUACAUAUAUAUAGCCACAGAGAAUCUAAUUAAUAUAGAGAAACAAUCGCCGCCACUGACAUAUGCUUUUUCACAUCUUUUCUUUUCUUUUCUUUUCUUUUUCUCUCCUUUUUCUCUAGGAUCGAUCAUGUCGCUGCUUUCGUUAAAACCUUUAUACUUACUUCAUGUAUAAUCUUUUGUUACUUACUAUAUAUGUAAUGUGUUACAGUCACCCAUAUACUACUUAAUUAACGCUCUUCCAUUAUUUCUCCUUAAA